Molecule: messenger RNA, 7039 nt
Organism: Geodia barretti
Lineage: Eukaryota; Metazoa; Porifera; Demospongiae; Tetractinellida; Geodiidae
Source: the annotation of a GenBank genome assembly
ACCACCACACUGCUCAGAGAAGGUGUGGCUCUUCGCGAAAAAACAACACUGGCGCUUGCUCGGGCGCUUGUGCGUGUUCGGGUGUAGACCGAGGUGUAGACGUACGGCUGGCAACACUCGCGCUUGGCGUGUUGAUGGAAACCACAGUGGAUACAGAGAGCGGUCUAAAGCGCUUUUCAUUCCAAGUGAAACCUGUGCAGAGGUUACACUGGGAGGACACUGCAGCUGAUCAUCUGGUGACCCAUGAGGAACCUGUAAUCUUGACAGGAACUAAUGUGGUUACACCUGCUCUGCGAUGGACUCUACCAUACCUGGAAGAGAACAUGGGUUCAACUAAGCACACAGUGUACUUAUCAAAGUCACGUACUUUUAUGUACUACGAUGAAAAAAAGGUGCUGUUGUGUAGUUAGUUGUAUGUCAUUUUAUAUUCUCACUUGCUAAGAAUCAACUAAAGAUGUGUAAUAGUAUUUAUAUGGCCACAAUAGCUAACGAUAUAUUUCAUACGAAAGAAGAAUGAGAGGGGGAUUCUGGGCCUUACUUUUAUCUAUAGCUACAGAACACAGAAUAUGCACAGGGGACUAAAAAAUGAGAAAUAACGUGAGCUUGCACAGAGCUAUACAUAAUAUGAGGACAGGUAUACAACAAGAUCAAAAGGUAUUAAUAUAUAAAUUUUGUUCGCGUAUUUAGAAUCAGAGCAGAAUCCCCACAAUCCUCAGAAGUAGGUACUGCAGUUAAGAGUGAUCCCAUAAUAAUGCCCCCAAUGGACCAUAAGAAGUGCAUGAUCUGACUAUGCUGUGGCUUAUUGCUACACUCUCUCAUACAACAGCUAGCUUGGCUUCGAUGCGAUGUGACGGCAGUAUAGAGCAUUACAGUACAUUUGGUCAUCUGGGGUGACGUGAUUGGUCAGUGUCAGUGGUCUUCUCUCUACACACUCUUAAGUUCUGAACGCGCUGACAGCAUUCAGCUCCAGUUGUGUGAUACCUUCUUUAUGACAUUUAUAACUUGGCUAUGUUUUCUAAGUGUGAUUGUGUGUUUACAAAUCCCAUUUGUUGGUUUAGGUUGGAGCCUUCCCAGAAUUCCGUGAACCUAUGAAAAAGCGUGAAUGGACAUUCUCAAAAUUUGUAGAUGAACUAAAGAGCCACAUGGGCCGUAAGGAUGAAUACAUAUAUUAUCAAGAUGCUCUGACUGAUGCUGUUGGCACUAGUAUAAAGCACGAUUUUCUUCACUUUAACUGGAAAUGGCUAAAUGAUAGACGACAGCGCUACAAUUGGGGACAGUUGACAACAAACCUUCUUCUGAUUAGCCAGCCAGGGAAUAUAACUCCAUGUCAUUAUGAUGAACAACACAACUACUUUUGCCAGGUGAUGGGUGAGAAACGCUGCUUACUUUUUUCACCUGCAAACUUUUCAAAACUAUAUCCCUAUCCAGUUGCUCAUCCAUGCGACAGGCAAAGCCAGGUUGAUUUUGAAUAUCCUGACUACAAGAAAUUUCCUCGUUUUCGUGAUGUAGAUGCCUUUGAAUGUAUUGUUAAACCCGGUGAUGUUCUUUAUAUACCUAUGUACUGAGUGGUCCUGUUCCUAGCAAAAUUAACUAUCCUCUAAAUGAACAGCAAAAAGUUGCCAUUACAAGAAAUAUCGAGAAAAUGCUGAAUGAGGCAUUGCAAGAUCCUGCAGAGGUUGGACCACUUCUCCACAUGAUAUUGGAUGGAAGAUAUUGAUGUCUGAACCUUUUCAUUUUAUUUUCAUGAUUUAUAAUAUUUUGGUGAAAUCUAUAAUAUAAGAUUGCAGCUGAUGUACGUAUAUACAUGGAUGCAUGUGUAGGUUAGCUAUUAGGUAAAUCCCUGAAAAAAAGAUCUUGUAAAAUAUCUUCGUCUCUCUCCAUUUCGCACUGAUUUGUAACCGGAUGGGAUACCAGGAGCUUGUGAGUAGAUUCACAGUUUAAAGAUGUUGCUAAGUCAAACAUUGAAGAAAUAUUUCUGUAGGGAGAGAAGGUGGGUAUAAGUGCAAAACUGAGCACGUUUGAGCAUUUCACAAGGCCACACAACUAAAAGCGUAAUUGUAAAACUUACCUGCACUUUAGAUGUAAUGGAUAGGUUUUUGAACUAUCACAAUUAGUCCUCAAUGGUGCACCCAUAGCAUUGUUACUUGAGCUAACUGUCUUCGUGUCCGUAACAUGUGCAACACCAUACACCAACUGACUUGGACAAUCAGCUUCAUUAGUCUUCAUACACUUUUGCUUCAAAAUAAGAGAGUGUGGUGUUUCACUGCUAGCAUCGUCUACCAGUGGAUCAUUCUGUGAUUGAUUUUGCUUCUGUUCACUACUUUCUUCCACUGAAUUGUAUAAUAAACCGAUUUGUUCUUCACUAGAUUUGACAAUUGUGUAAGAUGUAGUUGGAGAAUCAAAAGGUGUGAAAGUGGAGGAUUUUGUUAAUCGUAACUUUUCCACUGAGAGGGGAGGUAGCAAAGUCCAACUUCGUUGAUGAUGUGACUGACUUUGACCAUCUAAACUAUCAAAACCUAAGAGAAGCCUUUCUUACAAUGAGUGUAGCAAAGAAACAGCAAUACAAACUAGGAGAGUUAAUAAAUCAGCUAAAGUACAUGGUUUAGAGGACGGUUCUAAUUGGUGUCAACCAAUGAUGAUUGAGGCGCAUAAGUCACCUUAAUUAUAUAUCUACGUGAGGUAUGAAGGCAAGGCAAGUGGAAAGCAAUGACACCAGGAUAACACUUUCAAAUAAUGAAAGUUUUAAAAUUUUAGUGCCAGUCAAGAUUUCUUUUAAAAAAUUGACCUGAAAAAUAAUGGAUUUCAAACCACAAAAGCAUCAUCAUCAGAGGAAUAGCAACUUACAGGAAGACAACUUUGUCGUUCGUUUGCCAUGCAACCUUUUGUUGAUGUUUACAUGCACAAAUUAAUAUUGCGAAAUAACAAUGAAUCAUUAUGGUCAGCUUGUACAAGUGGAAAAAUCAUUUCUUCAUAAUGAAGGGGAUAGGGAUGGCUCGAAGCACCAAAAACAAAGGAAACAACGAUUUGUUACAAAGCACAAAGCUGCAUGACACUAUCCCUAUCAUCUUUGUUGCCUAUGAGUCUAUAGGACAAAGAUAAGGAUUUCAUUAUAAAAAUCAAGCCAUACUUUCCUGUUCUUUGGAGAGGUUAGAGAGUGUCACAGGGGGUUGUUUGGCGUGGUCUUCACACAACUUGUUCAGUUGCCUUUGAAGAUGUGAAGUAGUUAAGGAUGUCAACAGUUGUGAAAUACAUACUGCAUAAUUUGAAUGCCAAUCGUGCUGCAUAUCACUACACAGGGUCACACUUGUGAUUCACAUCAGCUUGAGCGUAUUAUCACUUAAAGUACUGCUUGGAAUGCAUUCUCCAGGAAAAAGCAAGUGUUUUCCCCUGUACUUCAACCUUUAAUUUACUUCAUACAGUGUGCCUCUGUCACCCUUACAAACAGACAUGCAAUCAGCUAGUUGUGCAAUGGAAAGUGUAAGGAAGUAAAGCUGCGUAUUAUCCAUGCCAUCCUGUAGGGCUUUAGGACACCAUGCAUGAAUUUCUCUAGCAAACCUUUAUAAUUAUGACAAUGGCCAAAGGACUCCUCUCACGAAACUACUAGAACAAAGUUACGCUUAUGCCACGCUUUAUUGAAAAGUAUGAGCAGUUCUAUUUUCACACGUACUUUGAAACGACACUCAAUUCAUUUAGAAGUACAAGUAUACUUUUCAAAAUCCUGCUAAUAAAUAAAGUAAAUGGAUAGGAAUGGGAUAUAAAUUUAAUUACGCAGCAUGGUUUACGAACAGCAACCCGCUCCGAACACAUCACACAAUACCUAGAUUGUUGUCUGGUGUGCCACUCUCAAACACUAUUUGGAAUCUAUGUAUGAUGAUGGUGGUCACACAGUAGAAUGACACUCCUUCACUCUGCAACAUUGUCGUUACCUUGUAGCUAUAGUUCUGGCUGAAACACUUAAUGACGAAUCUAGUGAAUGUGACGCAGUAGUACAAUGGAUGAUGGCUACAUACUUCGAACUGACAUCACUUGCUUGUGUAAAAUUUCCUCCACACAAGCCCUGUAUUGUCACGAAGUAUGAGUGUGCUCCCUUGCACAGCUAUGACUUUUUUCAUAAGCACAUUAGACAUAUAGUGCCAUCUCCAGUUGUGACUGCUUUGUGUAAGACUUCUACAUUUGCUCCACUAACCAGUUUUACAAUGCUGGACAUCUACAGAAUCCCUUCACCUUUGUCCAUGCACUUUACACAAUUUACUAAACAAACUCAUGUCAGUGAGAAAAGGUGGCGACAUUAUAGGGCUUGUGUGGAGGAAAUUUGACACGAGCAAACGAUGUCAGACGUCAAUUUGAAGUAUAUAGUCAUCCGCGUCACAUUCACUAGGUCAUCCUUGUCUUCUCUCCUUGCUUUUCAACCCUAUAUUCUCCAUCUAUUUACUUGUCUCCUUUCAUCAGUGCACAAGUUUCAUUGUAAGAGGACUCACCAUUAGGCUGUUUGUUGUUGUUUACAUGAACUCUUAUCAUGGUAAAUCAGUAUACCAACUUUCAUUGUCAGAGGACCCGCCAUAAACAAGUUUUAGGGACAUACAAGUUUUUAUUAUCUGAGGCUGUUUGUUGUUGCAUAGUCAUCAGUGUACCAAGUUUCAUUGUGAGAGGUCCUACAAUAAGCAAAUUAUAGGCACAAACACAGUUUACAAGUUUUUAUUUCCUGAGGCUGUCUGUUGUUGUUUACAACUUGUAUUUUGAUACUAGCAUAUGUGUAGAAAAAUAUUAUUUUGUUUGUAAACAAAAAAAUUAAAGUAGCCCCCAGCCAUACAUCAUUCCUUGAAUUAAAAGUGUGGAAUAUAUAUAGAGAUGUCAUAAAAGGCAAGGAGAAAAGACAAGGACCUAGUGCAUGUGAUGCAGUAGUACAAUGGAUGAUGGUGACAUCUUCAAACGGACAUUUCUUGCUCGUGUACAUUUUACUCCACACAAGCCCUAUAUUGCCGCCACUCUUACUCGUUUGUUUAGUGAGAUGUAGUGUUAAGACUGGCAAAUGCAUUCUGUAUAGAAAGUAGCAUUGUAAAACUGGUUAGUUGAGCUAACAUUGAAGUCAUAGACUACAAAAUACAGUCACAAUUCAAAACUGAGUAGCUACCAGUCUUGUGUGCAUAGGAAACGAGCUGCAAUAGAGAUCACUUGUGCUUGCGACAAUAAUAUAAUAAGGCUUAUGUGGAGUAAAAUUUACACGAGCAAGCAAUGUCAGUUUGAAGAUGUAACCAUCAUCCAUUGCACCACACACACUAUGUCAUCCCUGUCUUGUCUCCUUGCUUUUUUAUAUAUAAUAUACCAUCCCUAUAUCACUUGUAAUACAUAAGGUAUAAUGUGGUUACUUUUGACUAUGGAGGAUAUCAAUUCUCUCUCUUUCGAGCAAGAUUAUAUGCUGAUUCAACUGGAGAAGAGCACGCCUAAAUUUAUCCCUUUCCACAUGUAACUUUUCCUCAACUUCAUGUAUCUUCCGGUCUCCAGUGGCAACGUCAACAAUAAGUUUACGAACCCGGUUCUUGUCCUUUUUACAAAGGUACCGGAGUGAAUCUGCAUUUUUAAGGGAGGCUGUGCUUAGCUGGCCUGGGGGACAGCAGAGCAGCACGGGGCGGGGCCGGCCUGCGUGGGUAGUGGACAGCGCGACACGCCCAUGCAGCUCGGCUCUAAACAUGUUGCCGGAAGACUUGAUCGUGCUGGUCGUCUAACCCUUUGAAAAAAGGUGUACAAAGUCAAUUGAAUGGGCAGUGGUGCCAGUAAAAAUUCGACAAAAGUUAUGAGUGGUGAUAGGCAUUUGCGAGACCUGCUACUUCAGAAAACAUCGGAAAUUCAGAGGCUAAGAUCUGAUAAUGAACGGUUAAAAAAGCUUGUAGCAGACCAAGAAGAAAACAUCCACCGGAAGGAUGUUCUUAACCAAACACUUACACAAGAGAUUGAAACACUGAGAAAGGAUGCUGACGUGCAAUCUAGGACUCUUCGAGAAUUAAAGGAGAUAUUACAAACACAUGUUAAACCAGCUGGUCCUGUUCAAGUUCGUCACAGAGCAGGUAUAUCUGCUGAACCAUUGGGGCAUGGUAACAAGUUAGAACUAACAAAGCUGCCACGUUUCAAGAAAGAAUUAAGAUAUAAAGAUCUCAUCAUGAAAGCAAUUGCAGAAAACGAUUUCAUGCGGAAUUUGGAGCCUGUACAGUGUAAUGAGAUAGUUGAGUGUAUGUAUGAGCGAGAAUUCAGAAAGGAGCAGUAUGUGAUCCGAGAAGGAGGAGUUGGUACUCAACUUUAUGUUAUUUCAGAGGGAGAGGUGCAGGUUACAAUUCGCGGUGAACAUCGUGGUACAAUGGGACCUGGAAAACUCUUUGGGGAGCUUGCCCUCUUGUACAACUGUACUCGAACGGCAACUGUUAAAGCACUAACUGACACAAAAGAAACCCGAAGAGAACAUAUUAACUCUCCUGCGUAGCAUGCAAGUGUUGCAAUUACACAGACAAUAACUCAGAGUUCAAGUUUUAAAUAUGGUGCAAUUUUGUUUUCAAGUUUGAUAUUCCCUCAGCUCAAUGUCAUUAACCAGUCUCAAGCUAUCCACUCUGAUCAUCAUUGUAUAUGUUAAAGGUCAAAUAUUAGCCAGUGAGCAAUAUAACAAGUAAAUAAAAAUUCAAAAAGUGUGGAAUAUAGGGAUGCCAUAAAAAGUAAGGAGACAAGACAGGGAUGACCUAGUGAACAUGAUGCAUACAAUGGAUGAUGGCUACAUACUUUGAACUGACAUCGCUUGCUCGUGUAAAAUUUCCUCCACACAAGCCCUAUAUUGUCGCGAAGUAUGAGUACGCUCCCUUGUUUGAUGCACAGCUAUGAUUUAUUUCAUAAGCACAUUAGACAGGUACGUAAUACCAUCUACUCGGUUUUCAGUUGUGACUGCAUUGUGUGAAGUCUAUGACUUCUACAUUUGCUCAACUAACCAGUUUUACAAUGCUGUGUUCUACAUACAGAAUCCUUUCACCAUUGUCCUCGCACUUCACUAAACAAAUGGCAG